Molecule: messenger RNA, 1272 nt
Organism: Symbiodinium natans
Lineage: Eukaryota; Dinophyceae; Suessiales; Symbiodiniaceae
Source: the annotation of a GenBank genome assembly
AUGGGAGAAGCGUCCACCCCAGGAAGGCCCACUGGCGGCCAAGCCCGCCAAUGCGACACAGCUGCGAGGCCUGAAGGUUCGGAGCAUGACGGCUUGCAGGAUCCGGAACAUCUCAAGAACUUCUUGAUCGAGGCCAACAUCCGACUGGUGCGGUGGGAAUACCUUGUCAAGCUGGGAGAGGAUUGUCGGGUCUGGCCGCGGCGCCAGGAGGCGGAGCUGGAGGAGUUCGAGGCGGAGGGGGAGAAGCGCUCUGCGCUGGUGACGCUGGAGGAGGUCCGGGGUCGGAAGCUAGGCGCGGACGUCCUCGGAUGCCCGCCUGCGGGUGCAGUGAUCGUCUCCGCUUCGGACAUUGCGGUCUGGGCCUUCAUCGACUUUAUGUGCCUGGCCCAGUACAGGCGCAGCAAGGAGGAACAAGACUUCUUUCAGAGAGCCAUGCUGUCGAUGCAUCUGCUAUAUGCGCAUCACUUCAUUCUGGGGGUGUAUCGCUUGGAGGAGCUGAGAGCGAGAAGUCACAAUCGGGCAACCGGCAAGCUGGAGGCACGGCCCUCCAGUGAGCUGGUCCUGAACAGCACGCCCUACUUCCAGCGGGGGUGGUGCGUUGCCGAAGUGCAGCGGAUGUGCGCGAAAGACAUGCUUUACGGCUUUUCACCGAUGAGCCCUGCAGUUUUUCAGGAUCGGGUGGCCCGAGGCGAACAAGGACUUGCAGAUGGGCUGGCCUUGAAAUUCACGCACCGCUCCGACAUGAAGGCUGUGGUUGACUUGCAGGAGAAGGUUGCCAGGCGACGCACUAAACUUCUUGGCGUCGGACUGCCCCACCGAGAGCUUGUGAUUCUGGCCGAUGCUCUUCCGCACUUCGAGAAUCUGCAAGACCUCCAGAUACUUGGCCCGUCGGAAGGUUUGGGAGGUGGCGUCAUAGAGCUGGCGCGUGCCCUCGAACGCCUUCAUUCCGAGAGGCUGGUCGUGGUGGCCUUUCAAGGGAAGGGUAUUGGGGAUGCCGGUGCUACAGCUCUGGCAGCGGCUUUUGCGGCUUGCAAGAACCUGUCGGUCAUAGACAUAGAGAGCGACGACAUAGGAGAUGCUGGGGCAGGAGCCCUUGCAGCAGCAGUUGCGGAAUGCAGGAAGUUGAGGAGGUUUCGGCUCUCAGACUGCUCCAGGAUCAGAGAUGCUGGCGUAGCAGCUCUGGCCGCAGCAAGCUUAAUGGGACAGGUUUCAGAUCUGGCGACGAAGUCGCAACACAAGUGGGGCAAAGUAACUCACUCAGAUGCCUUUUGA